GGUUACUUUAGUGAUCCUUGGAAUGUUUUUGACUUCCUCAUCGUAAUUGGCAGCAUUAUAGACGUCAUUCUCAGUGAAACUAAUAACGCAGAGGAAAACUCUCGCAUCUCAAUCACCUUCUUCCGACUCUUCCGCGUGAUGCGUCUUGUGAAGCUCCUGAGCCGAGGGGAGGGCAUCCGGACACUGCUUUGGACCUUCAUCAAGUCCUUCCAGGCUCUCCCCUACGUGGCUCUUUUAAUAGUGAUGUUGUUCUUCAUCUACGCCGUGAUCGGGAUGCAGGUGUUUGGUAAAAUUGCGCUGAACGAUACCACCGAAAUCAACCGCAACAACAACUUCCAGACCUUCCCCCAGGCAGUGCUGCUGCUUUUCAGGUGUGCCACCGGUGAGGCCUGGCAGGAAAUCAUGCUGGCGUGUCUCCCAGACAAGAAGUGUGACCCAGAGUCGGAGCCGGCCAACUCCACCGAAGCCGAUCACUCCUGUGGCAGCAGCUUUGCCGUCUUCUAUUUCAUCAGCUUCUACAUGCUCUGUGCCUUCCUGAUCAUCAAUCUUUUUGUAGCUGUUAUAAUGGAUAACUUUGAUUACCUGACACGGGACUGGUCCAUUUUAGGACCACACCACCUGGAUGAGUUUAAAAGGAUCUGGGCAGAGUAUGACCCUGAAGCCAAGGGACGGAUCAAACACUUGGACGUGGUGACACUGCUGCGGCGGAUCCAGCCCCCCCUGGGCUUCGGGAAGCUCUGCCCUCACCGGGUGGCUUGCAAA
Messenger RNA from Tauraco erythrolophus (red-crested turaco), 762 nucleotides. NCBI's taxonomy places the organism in Eukaryota, Metazoa, Chordata, Aves, Musophagiformes, Musophagidae. The record is from RefSeq and is a predicted model, not a curated record.